This is a messenger RNA of Athene cunicularia (burrowing owl), 1409 nucleotides long. It is a transcript of the gene DNAAF6, whose product is annotated as PIH1 domain containing 3. Gene Ontology annotation, cellular component: cytoplasm. The transcript is spliced from 7 exons. The coding region runs from base 224 to 796 and encodes 190 amino acids. Gene Ontology annotation, molecular function: dynein intermediate chain binding; protein-folding chaperone binding. Gene Ontology annotation, biological process: axonemal dynein complex assembly; flagellated sperm motility. The record is from RefSeq and is a predicted model, not a curated record. NCBI's taxonomy places the organism in Eukaryota, Metazoa, Chordata, Aves, Strigiformes, Strigidae.
ACUCCGCCGCCUCGGAGCGAGCCGCUGCGCUGAGCUGGGCCGCGCCUGGUGUGUCCGUGGCAGGGUGGACUGCCCCGCCGUGCCCGUACCGCGGGGUCCGGAGGUGGGGCCGCGGUGCCGACAGGUUUCCCUGACACUGUGUUUCCGUUCGUCUUUAGCUUAGGCCUGGAGCUGGGGCUGUCCUAGGCAGGUGGGCAAGGACAGGUGAGCAGUGGGUAUUGACAUGGAUAGUGUUUCCUCAGGCUCUUCUCUGCAGUGCCUUGCCAAACUGCUUCGUGAUGGUCAAGAUGAUGAUGAUGAUGAUGUACAUGUGCCAUGCUGUUCCAUUAGUGCCAUGACUCCUGGUAGUAUUGGACCAGUAAAGAAAGAGACCACUGGUAAUUUCCAAGUGAAAUCUGAAAACAGGAAAACUAUUUGGAACACAGAGGAGGUCCCAGAAGGAUCUGAAUUUGAUGAUACCUGGGACCCUAGAGAACAGCCAGAGUAUCAGAUUUUAUUCAAACAGUGUGUGGGAACAGAGGACGUCUUCUUUGGGAUGAGCAGGAAAGACCCCUCCACAGCCUGCUGUGAAGAUAUAGUGAUUAAAAUCAAGUUGCCAGGGGCAAAGUACUCAGACAUCACAUUAGAUAUCCAGGACAAGGUUCUUGACCUUCGGACUCCCAAAAAGAAGCUGCUGCUGCACCUCCCUUACCGUGUAGACAGCAAGAAUGGUAAAGCUCGUUUUCUCUCUGAAGAGGAGACCUUGGAAGUCACCUUGAGAGUAUCAAGGAUGUUUGAUUUCAUAAAUUUUGUCUGAUAGAUAGAGAAAUAGAGGAAGUUUGCAAAAAGUAAUCUCUUAGUUUGAAGUCUUCUCAGAACCUAACUGGUCAUGAAAUAGUAGAUUGCUUCCCUUGAACAGUCCAGGGGGAAUGUCCCUGGAGAAAUGGAAUUACUCAGGAGGAACAAAGCACCCCAUAGGUCCAGCUCUUGUGCUGCUUUGGUUAACGUUCUGCUUCCUUCAGUCUGAUAGAGGCUCUGUGAAUCAGAAAAUAGGAGCUUACAAUUCUGUAAGCCAGAAAAGGUCUUUUUGGGCUUAUGUUUGAUAAGUAGCACAAUGAGGCUCUGGCUAGCGAGUCUGGUGCUUAGUUACUGUUGCAAGACUUGCAAGUGGUAAUAUUCUUGCUUGGCCUUCAGUGCUGGGACUGGGGCGAGUUCACAAUCUUCUCUUAGCUACUGCUUGAUGAGAAGAUCAAAGCUCUUCAGGGAUCCACAUCUGUGGCAGAAUAAGGGAACCAACUAUAGCUGGAUUGCGGAACAACUCAGCUCUUUUGAACAGUUUCUGACAAUGUGUGGUGUCAUCUAUUCACCUGCUGUAUCUCCAGCUGUUUUUCUGAUCUUUCUUGAUUAUUAAAAGAAUGUGUUCUAAUGAA